AACGGAAUGUUAUAAGUGCUAAGAACUUGUUCGGCCAUUUUGUUAAAAUUGUGAAGAAAUUCUGUCGUUCGUGCGGACUGAUUUUUCAUAAAUCUAUUCUAUAUUCAUGAAUAUUUAAUUAACAAGUUUCGUUUGGAAAAUAGUUCAUAUUUACAAUACAGAAACAGUAAUUUAACGUUCAAGUACAAAGUGGAAAUGGAGGAUAAAGCCACUUUAAAGGAUUUAGAUCAAUGGAUUGAACAACUGAACGAAUGCAAACAAUUGACAGAGACUCAAGUGAAAACUUUGUGUGAUAAGGCUAAAGAAAUUUUAUCAAAAGAAUCAAAUGUCCAAGCGGUAAAAUGUCCGGUUACAGUAUGCGGCGAUGUGCACGGUCAAUUUCACGAUUUAAUGGAACUGUUUCGGAUAGGUGGACGAUCACCUGACACCAAUUAUUUAUUUAUGGGCGACUAUGUUGAUCGCGGCUAUUAUUCGGUAGAAACAGUGACAUUGCUAGUGGCUCUAAAGGUUCGGUACCGUGAAAGAAUUACCAUUUUACGUGGCAACCACGAAUCACGUCAAAUCACUCAAGUGUACGGUUUUUACGAUGAAUGCUUGCGAAAGUAUGGUAAUGCGAACGUAUGGAAAUAUUUCACCGAUCUGUUCGACUAUUUACCGUUAACGGCUUUGGUGGAUGGUCAAAUAUUUUGUCUGCAUGGUGGUUUGAGUCCGUCUAUCGAUAGUUUAGAUCAUAUUCGAGCUUUAGAUCGAUUGCAAGAGGUGCCUCACGAAGGACCAAUGUGCGAUCUAUUAUGGUCGGAUCCGGACGACAGAGGCGGUUGGGGCAUUUCUCCUCGAGGUGCUGGUUAUACGUUUGGUCAGGAUAUUUCUGAAACAUUUAAUCACACCAACGGACUUACGCUUGUGUCUCGGGCUCAUCAAUUGGUUAUGGAGGGUUAUAAUUGGUGUCAUGAUCGUAACGUAGUGACCAUUUUUUCGGCACCAAACUAUUGUUAUAGAUGUGGUAAUCAGGCCGCUCUAAUGGAGUUGGAUGAUUCGCUGAAAUUUUCAUUCCUACAAUUUGACCCAGCCCCCCGCCGUGGAGAACCUCAUGUCACACGAAGGACUCCGGACUAUUUCCUUUAAGAAACUUAAAUUUCGCAGAAAAGAAAAUGAAU
Molecule: messenger RNA, 1157 nt
Organism: Bradysia coprophila
Lineage: Eukaryota; Metazoa; Arthropoda; Insecta; Diptera; Sciaridae
Gene: mts
Product: protein phosphatase 2 catalytic subunit mts
Molecular function (GO): protein serine/threonine phosphatase activity
Source: RefSeq, a predicted model, not a curated record